AUGGCCCCAGCCAAGAACAUUGGGGCGGCACGAAUCCUUGUCAUCGUCAUGGUGGCAACUGCAUUAUUACCGUCGUCAAGCGCCACCGUCACCAAGUCCGACGAGAACCUGUUCAAGUUUGCCCUCGCCGGGCUCAUCAGUUCGGUCCUCGACGACGUCAUCGCCGCCACCCCACCAGCCAAAAUACCUGAAGUAAAAGCGGCCGGGGAGAAGCAAGUGCAACUCGCUAGUGCCAAAGUGAACACGGCCAAAGGAGACAAGGCGAAAUUAGAUGCGUUCAUGUUGGCCUACAAGAAGGUCGGUGAGCAAGUCCUUGCCGCGCCGCCCGCUCAGAAGUUCUCGAUCAUGGAGAAAGGCUUUACUGAGGCUGCUUCUAGCCCAGCUCCGUAA
Aegilops tauschii subsp. strangulata is the source of this 390-nucleotide messenger RNA. NCBI's taxonomy places the organism in Eukaryota, Viridiplantae, Streptophyta, Magnoliopsida, Poales, Poaceae. The record is from RefSeq and is a predicted model, not a curated record.